This is a messenger RNA of Cynoglossus semilaevis (tongue sole), 1273 nucleotides long. Its product is annotated as gastrotropin-like. The record is from RefSeq and is a predicted model, not a curated record. Gene Ontology annotation, molecular function: lipid binding. NCBI's taxonomy places the organism in Eukaryota, Metazoa, Chordata, Actinopteri, Pleuronectiformes, Cynoglossidae. The coding region runs from base 812 to 1195 and encodes 127 amino acids. The transcript has 4 exons.
UGUAAAGGUAUAAUUGUAGUAAUGAAUGUAAUAAUGAACAUUCAUAGCCAACAAGUCAGUUCAAAAUGUUUGGAGUCUUUGACUCAAAACUGAGAAGAGAUUCCUCUCACUCAUUACUUUUCAUUGGGUGGAAGAGUGGUCAGUACUCUUGCCUAACAGCUAUAAUGUCAGUGGUUUGAUCCCCACAGUUAAAAGUCUAGAUUUUCCCUGGUCUCCUCAUGUGUUUCCAGUUUGAAAACAGUCAUCCUUUCAGGUUCUUUAUCUUACGGCCUUUCCAUUUCAUUAUGACUUCAUUCACACAUCCUUUGAAAUGAGAUGGAUUUUGUCUGUUGAAGCAAACAUGACCUUGAGUGUGUACUGUACCUGAUUAUUGUUAUACAGGUGGGAUUAUCCUCUGUUUAAAGAUAAACUGCUACAGAUAGAGAGAAAGACCUUUCAAAGAACAUUUUUAUUUGAUUUUAGCCUGUGCUGCUGUAAAAGAGCAGACCGUGAUCGUAAAGUCAUAUCUGGAGAGUUCUACGACCUGCAGGUCAGCCACCAGCUAGCCACAAAUAACAGUCAGCGCUUUAUUCACUACCUGGGAGCAUAAUAAACUUUCAUUCACUUCAGGGUUAUUGCCCUUUCGUUUUAGCUGUUGUAAGAUGAUGAUCAUCAUCUCCAGUUGUAAUUUCUCUCCGGUGACAUCACAUGCAGGUAUGGGGGGUUGUAAGGUAUAUAAACGGCAGCAGUCUUCCUCCCAGCACCUUGCAUUUCCCUCAGCUUGCCUCCGGCUUCUCUGCUCGCAAACCUCAACCCACCUACAACAGCAAAAAUGGCCUUCGCUGGACGAUGGGAAACUGAGACCCAGGAGGGAUACGACGCCUUCUGCAAAGUGCUGGGUAUCCCCGAUGACAUCAUCGAGAAGGGCCGUGACUACAAGCUGAUCACCGAGGUCACCCAGGAAGGUAACGACUUCUCCUGGACUCAGAUCUACCCCACGAACGCUAAAGUCACCAACAAGUUCACCAUCGGCAAAGAGUGCGACAUGGAGACCAUUGGAGGAAAGAAAUUCAAGGCCACCGUGAACAUGGAGGGAGGCAAGCUGACCACGUCUUUCCCCAACUACCACCACGUCUGUGAGAUCAGUGGAGGCAAACUGGUGGAGACCUCCCAGGCUGGCUCUGUUGUGUUGAAGAGAACCAGCAAGAAGCUUUAAGUGCUGACACUCUUCACCUCUUCAAUGUAAAACAGUGACCUCAGAAAUAUGACAAAUAAACUAAGAUGCAAACUUCAA